Messenger RNA from Polypterus senegalus (gray bichir), 4104 nucleotides. Its product is annotated as ATP-citrate synthase. The transcript is spliced from 29 exons. Gene Ontology annotation, biological process: fatty acid biosynthetic process; acetyl-CoA biosynthetic process; citrate metabolic process. The record is from RefSeq and is a predicted model, not a curated record. Lineage: Eukaryota; Metazoa; Chordata; Cladistia; Polypteriformes; Polypteridae. Bases 110 to 3418 code for a protein of 1102 amino acids. Gene Ontology annotation, molecular function: ATP citrate synthase activity. Gene Ontology annotation, cellular component: cytosol.
GACAACUACAUCAGCAGAUGCCUGGUGAGAAGAGAGAAAACCGAAAAGACUGAAGUGAGCACAGCAGAGGGUGGAGAGAGACGGGCUUUGGAGAGCCGACAAGUGAAACAUGUCGGCCAAGGCGAUCUCGGAGCAGACUGGAAAGGAACUCCUCUACAAGUACAUCUGCACCUCUGCAGCAGUUCAGAACCGCUUCCAUUAUGCAAACGUGACAGCCAGUACAGACUGGGACCGUCUAAUUCAGGAUCAUCCAUGGCUCCAGACACAGAAGCUUGUGGUAAAGCCAGACCAGCUUAUUAAGCGCCGUGGGAAGCUGGGCCUAAUUGGAGUGAACCUUGGCCCUCAGGAGGUGAGGGAAUGGGUCAUGGCACGGAUGCUGAAGGAGACCACGGUGGGAAAGGCUAAAGGCAUCCUGAAGAACUUCCUCAUCGAGCCAUUUGUUGCCCACGCACAGAAAGAAGAGUUCUAUGUUUGUAUUUAUGCUGCACGUGAGGGGGACUAUGUGCUCUUCCAUCACGAAGGCGGGGUGGACAUUGGUGACGUGGACUCCAAAGCCUUGAAAUUUCUGGUGGGUGUGGAUGAGAAGCUUACAGAGGCCGACGUGAAGCAGCACUUGUUGGCCCAUGUGCCAGAAGAGAAGAAAGAGGUCCUUGCUAGCUUUGUGGUUGGCUUAUUCAACUUGUAUGAAGAUUUGUAUUUUACCUACCUGGAGAUCAACCCUUUGGUGGUCACCAAAAAUGGAGUUUACGUACUCGACAUGGCAGCUAAGAUCGACGCCACUGCUGACUACAUCUGCAAAGCUAAAUGGGGAGACCUGGAAUUCCCUCCUCCAUUUGGAAGAGAAGCAUAUCCGGAGGAAGCCUACAUUGCUGAUCUGGAUGCUAAGAGUGGAGCCAGCCUCAAACUGACCAUCCUCAACCCUAGAGGUCGCAUCUGGACCAUGGUGGCUGGUGGCGGAGCCUCUGUUGUAUACAGUGACACCAUCUGUGAUCUGGGAGGGGUAAAUGAGCUGGCGAAUUAUGGAGAAUACUCCGGCGCACCCAGUGAGCAACAGACCUAUGACUACGCCAAAACCAUCCUGUCCCUAAUGACUCGGGAGAAACAUAAUGAUGGGAAGGUCCUAAUCAUCGGUGGCAGCAUAGCCAACUUUACCAAUGUGGCAGCCACAUUUAAGGGUAUAGUGAGAGCAAUCAAGGAUUACCAGACACCACUGAAGGAGCAUGAGGUGACAAUAUUUGUCCGAAGGGGUGGCCCCAACUACCAGGAAGGCCUGCGGGUCAUGGGAGAAGUUGGCAAGACUACUGGGAUUCCCAUUCACGUGUUUGGCACUGAGACUCACAUGACUGCCAUUGUGGGAAUGGCACUCGGCCACAGGCCAAUACCCAACCAGCCCCCUACUGCUGCUCACACAGCCAACUUUCUGCUCAACUCUAGUGGCAGCGUCUCCACACCAGCUACAAGCAGGACAGCUUCUUUUUCUGAGACCAAGGCCAACAGCGAUUCAACUCCAGCCAAAAAGGCCAAGCAUGGCAUUCCAGCAGACCUCCCCACAGCUACAACUAGCAUUCCAGCCAAAGCCACCACUUUGUUCAGUAACCACACCAAGUCCAUCGUUUGGGGCAUGCAGACGAGGGCGGUGCAGGGUAUGCUGGAUUUUGAUUACAUCUGCUCAAGAGACGAACCCUCUGUGGCAGCGAUGGUCUACCCAUUCACAGGGGAUCAUAAACAGAAGUUUUACUGGGGCCACAAGGAAAUCCUAAUUCCAGUGUACAAGAGUAUGAGUGAUGCCAUGAAGAAGCACCCAGAGGUAGACGUGCUUAUCAACUUUGCGUCUCUGCGCUCGGCUUAUGAUAGCAGCAUGGAGACAAUGCAGUUCCCCCAGAUUCACACCAUAGCCAUUAUUGCUGAGGGCAUACCAGAGGCACUGACCAGGAAGCUGAUCAAGACGGCAGAUGAGAAGGGUGUGACCGUCAUUGGCCCUGCUACCGUUGGUGGCAUCAAGCCAGGCUGCUUCAAGAUUGGCAACACAGGAGGCAUGCUGGAUAACAUCCUGGCAUCAAAGUUGUAUCGUCCAGGCAGUGUGGCCUAUGUGUCCCGUUCUGGUGGCAUGUCAAAUGAGCUGAACAAUAUCAUUUCCAGGACCACUGAUGGUGUAUUUGAGGGGGUUGCCAUUGGGGGAGACAGGUAUCCUGGUUCUACCUUUAUGGACCAUGUGCUUCGCUAUCAGGACACACCAGGUGUGAAGAUGAUUGUCGUUUUGGGUGAGAUUGGAGGGUGUGAGGAAUACAAGAUCUGCCAGGGGGUCAAAGAGGGUAGAAUCACCAAGCCAGUAGUGUGCUGGUGUAUCGGCACCUGUGCGACCAUGUUCUCUUCAGAGGUUCAGUUUGGUCAUGCAGGGGCUUGUGCUAAUCAGGCCUCAGAGACUGCAGUUGCCAAGAAUCAAGCACUGCGUGAAGCUGGCAUUUACGUUCCACGGAGUUUUGAUGAGCUGGGUGAUGUUAUUAAAUCUGUCUAUGAUGAGUUGGUGACAAACGGAGUGAUUGUACCUGCUGAAGAAGUUCCUCCACCUACUGUGCCGAUGGAUUACUCAUGGGCUCGGGAACUAGGACUAAUUAGAAAGCCGGCAUCUUUCAUGACGAGCAUCUGUGAUGAGCGAGGUCAAGAGCUUAUUUAUGCAGGCAUGCCCAUCACAGAGGUCUUCAAGGAGGAGAUUGGUAUCGGCGGAGUGCUGGGAUUACUCUGGUUCCAGAGGAGACUACCAAAGUAUGCCUGCCAGUUCAUUGAGAUGUGUCUCAUGGUGACAGCAGACCAUGGCCCUGCUGUUUCAGGAGCACACAACACCAUUGUCUGUGCCCGAGCUGGAAAAGACCUGAUCUCGAGCCUUACCUCUGGCUUGCUGACCAUCGGUGACCGCUUUGGAGGUGCACUGGACGCUGCGGCAAAACAGUUCAGCAAGGCCUUUGACAGCAGCCUCAUUCCCAUGGAGUUUGUGAACAAGAUGAAAAAAGAAGGAAAGCUGAUCAUGGGCAUUGGCCAUCGAGUCAAAUCUAUUAACAACCCUGACAUGAGGGUUCAGAUUCUGAAGGAUUUUGUAAAACAGAACUUCCCAGCCACCCCACUUCUGGACUAUGCACUUGACGUGGAAAAGAUCACCACAUCCAAGAAACCAAAUCUCAUCCUGAAUGUGGACGGCUUCAUUGGUGUUGCCUUUGUGGAUCUGCUGAGGACUUGUGGUGGCUUCACCAGGGAGGAGGCAGAUGAGUACGUAGACAUUGGCGCCUUGAAUGGUAUCUUUGUCCUCGGGAGGAGCAUGGGGUUCAUUGGGCACUAUCUGGACCAGAAGAGGCUGAAGCAGGGCUUGUACCGCCACCCGUGGGAUGACAUCUCCUAUGUCCUCCCAGAGCACAUGACCAUGUAGCCAGCUCAUCAACUGUUUCCUCUGUACUGACGUACAUAUGAAGAUCAGGGGGUUUCUAUGAGGGGGGGGGAGACAGGGUGCAAAAGGGUACAGCUUGGGUUUUUGGUGGCAGAGAAAGUGCUGUGAUGACCCCCGUGUGGUCAGAGCAGCCAGCAGAGAUGGAGUGAUGAUUUGUUUUUUCCAUUCUUGGCCCUGGUCCUCCUGCGUUGUUAGGAGUCGGUGCAGGUCCCAGUUGCCUCCUGUGCUCCCUUGUGCUUACCCUCAUCGGACCUUUGCACUGUGUUGCUGUAGAAGACGAGAAUUAGUUCUUUAAUGCCAAGCUUCUAGAUUCCAUGGAGGCAAUAAGUGCUCCCCAGUUUCUUGUGGUCUGUGCAGACUUCUCAAAGGGAGCAGCCUGUCAUGCUUCCUGCCUGUCGACCUGUGUAUGUGUCCUGCAGCCGUGUCACACGUAAGGUCCACUCUGUCGCUAAGGACAAUGUCGCUCGAGCAGAUGUCCAGCUGGGGAGGAGCUCCGGUUUCUGUCUCUCUUUUAUUUUUUAAUUUGUUUUUUUCAGCCCUCCUCCAUCCUCCCAGCCGCUGCCCACCUUCAUCUUUGUUCUGUUUGAUGUGAAGUCUGCACACUGUGCUGUAAUGGAAAUGUUCUGUCAUGUUGUAGUUUAAAUUAAAUAAAGUCCUAACCACUAACA